This is a messenger RNA of Penicillium brevicompactum, 1329 nucleotides long. RefSeq names its product GNAT family N-acetyltransferase. The transcript is spliced from 2 exons. Gene Ontology annotation, biological process: siderophore biosynthetic process. NCBI's taxonomy places the organism in Eukaryota, Fungi, Ascomycota, Eurotiomycetes, Eurotiales, Aspergillaceae. The record is from RefSeq and is a predicted model, not a curated record. Bases 1 to 1329 code for a protein of 442 amino acids.
AUGGCGUCCAAUUCACACCAAUAUCCCCUGGUCAAGCUACCACACCCUUAUCUGACUUCAUACCGCGUGAACACCGUUGGGGGAUCGACACCCGCUAAGCGCACCCUGACACUUGAUGAACAGCCCGCGAAGGGUAGAUCUUUGCCCAAAUCGUUGCACUCAGAUUCACUAUCGUGGCUGGAUCUGACCUUCAUCCCUAAGGCUGAACAACCACCAAUCUCAAAUAACACCCCCUGGGGUCGGGCGCGUCGCAGCCCACAGACCACUUUCCAGUGGACAGGAAAUAAUGCGCCCUCUCUCGGUCAGAUCUGGAAUGUGGUCCACGCCAUUUACCUCGGCCACCCAACAAUUGAGUACUUCCGACUCACCCUCUCCGGUACUGGAAAGGAAGUCAUCCGCGAUGAACUUUUGAAUACCGGUUUGGCAAUUGAGCAUCCGAUCAAUCUCCGGGAUCGCGAUAACAAAGCUUUGCAAUUCGAUGAACUGCUGGUCCUCCGAAGCGCCUUCUGGCAAGGUGCUGCCUCACCACUGGGCCCGCGUCCUAUCUGGGUUGUGGGAGAUGGCACCGAUGGCCCUCUGAGAGAGCCGCUUUCUCAAUAUCCCGUCAUGCCGGAGAAUUACCAGAUCACCAACAAGUUCCCCGAAGAGCCGGUCUACACACGUCACCCUACUCGUCGCCCUAAGCCACACCCAGGAUCUAUUGCUUACAGUCGCUACAUCCCCGAGAUCAACGAGCACUUUUCACUGGAAGUCGUGGAUUGGGAGAGCGCGGAGCACGUUCAAUUGUUCAACAAGUGGCAAAAUGACCCGCGAGUCGCUGCAGGCUGGAACGAGACCGGAACUAUCGCUGAGCACACCGAGUAUCUGCGCAAAUUGCACUUCGACCCUCAUGUGCUGUGUCUGUUUGGUCGCUUCGAUGAUACCCGUUUCUCUUACUAUGAGCUCUACUGGUCAAAGGAGGAUCACUACGGAGCACACUACGAUGCCGGAGACUACGAUCGCGGUCGCCACUCCCUUGUCGGCGACUCAAGCUUCCGCGGCGCUCACCGCGUGAAUGCUUGGUACUCCAGCUGCAUUCACUACGUUUUCCUCGAUGACCCUCGGACUGCCAACGCCGUUGGCGAGCCCAAGGCUACCGGCGCGACCAUUCUCUCUUACGAGAACGCGCAGGGCCUUACCAUCGGCAAAUACGUCGACCUCGGCCACAAGCGCUCGGUUCACUCUAUCUGCAGUCGGGAAAAGUGGUUUCAGCUGUGUCCUCUCUUCUGGGAUGGACGUGAGCGACCUCUGGAAUCCGCCGACCGCGCGGCAUGGAACGCUAAGCUUUAG